Molecule: messenger RNA, 1203 nt
Organism: Aspergillus calidoustus
Lineage: Eukaryota; Fungi; Ascomycota; Eurotiomycetes; Eurotiales; Aspergillaceae
Source: the annotation of a GenBank genome assembly
AUGGCCGCCGACGACGGGCUCUCCUCUCCAACACAUCCACAACUUACGCCCGUCGGCGACAAGUCGCUCCCGGCAAAAUGCAAGGCGGGCAUGCUCACAUACUGUCCCACGAUGGACCUCAUCGCCCUCGUGACAGAAGAUGACGAGCUCCGCGUCUUCCGCUUAAAUGGGCAAAAGGUAUUUGGAGGCUCUUUCAAGGGGGAUCCGUACCUUGAUGAGGAUGAUGGUGGUGGUGGUGAGAUUUUGGGGUUGAGGUGGAAGGAUAACGGCCGCUUACUAGCCGUCGCGUGCGCGGACGCCAGUAUCCGGAUUAUAAGCGCGUACAGUGGCAAGACGGUGCACCACUAUGCGGCUCACAGCCCGCUAGGCGAGGGUCAGACGAUCCACGCGACGUGUCUAGGUUGGGGCAUGAACUUCACCGAUACCCGGGCUGCGCAGCGUCAGCUGGGUGAGGCGGCAGGCCAGCUUACGGUUGAUGACUUGCUCUCGCUGGAUGUUCAGCCGGCCAAAGCGGCUGCACUGCUCAAGGCGGAUUUGCCUAGGGAGUUGGCUCUCCUGGAUAUCGAGGGGUCGUUGCCGAGAUUGAGUACCUUGCCGAGUACGGGAGGGGACGACGAUGUAUUUAGCUCGAGAGCGUCGGUUGAUGCGAUUUUUCAUUCGACGACAAAGAGUAUGAGCGAUGCGGUGGAUGUGCUUCUCGUUGGGUUCGAGGAUGGGACUGUUCAUUUGCGCAUCUUUGAUUGUUUCGAGAUUGGCUCGUUCCAGGUUGUCGCCUCCGGGCCUGGAGGUCGGGGAAUCAGGAUUCUUCAACAUGCGUCCCACCCAAUGAGCCCGACACAUGCAAUCAUUGCCUCCGAAGCAAGCUCAUUGCGUCUUGUUACGCUUGACCUCCGGUUCAUCACACGUUCUGGACGAUAUCUCUCGCUCCUCGCGCACAAAACGACACAACUGCAGAACUUGCUCCGGUACAUUUGCCAGGUGCAGCGGCAAAUUGAGCUAGAAUGGAAGAAUGCCCAGGAGCUACCGGCGAGGUAUAUGCGCAGUGUCAACAUGGACUUAAACGACAAGUGUCAUUGUGAUUUUGUUACUGCUGCUUAUCACUUGGUAGUGACAGGGGAUUGCUUUGAGCCCAUGAGGGAAUUCCUCGUGGAUAUAGUUGGUGAUCGAGUAUGUAUUUUCUCUUCUUCGCUUCGUAAUCGCUGA